GUAGGGGCGUCAAGAUGGCGGCGGCAGCUACCUGCAGCGCGGGAGUCCUUAGCUCUGGGUGUGUGGCAUCCACUGCCGGCCCGAGCGGCACCACCAGCUUCCAGAGGAGGAGCAAGACCUCUGGGGCUGACGCGGGUGGCCCUCGGCUGCUGUCCAUUGCGGGCACGCGACCGUCGGUGCGGAAUGGACAGCUGCUGGUGUCAACUGGGCUCCCAGCCCUGGACCAGCUCUUAGGUGGAGGUUUAGCUGUUGGAACAGUUCUUCUGAUUGAAGAAGAUAAAUAUAAUAUUUAUUCACCUUUGCUCUUCAAGUAUUUCCUGGCAGAAGGAAUUGUCAAUGGGCAUACUCUGUUGGUUGCAUCUGCCAAAGAAAAGCCUGCCAACAUUUUACAGGAACUCCCUGCACCACUACUUGAUGAUAAUGGUAAAAAAGAGCUUGAAGAUGUACAUAAUUCUAAAACACCAGAACAAGACGUUAAUAUGAAAAUAGCCUGGCGAUACCAGUUACUACCCAAGAUGCAGGUUGGACCUGUGUCAUCUUCACGAUUUGGUCACUAUUAUGAUGUAUCAAAAAGGAUUCCUCAAGAGCUACUAGGAAGUUCAAAAUGGCAUGGAUUCUUCCUCCCAGAACAUGUAACUUCAGAUCUUAAAGGAGAAUCCUGUUCUUUGUCUGGAGACUAUAUGAAGCUGCUUCAGUUCAUCCAGAGCAUCAUUUAUACUGAAGGAUUUGAUGGAUCUAAUCCCCAGAAAAAACAGAAAAACAUUUUAAGAAUAGGAAUUCAGAGCUUUGGUUCACCAUUAUGGGGAGAUGACAUUUGCUGCACAGAAAACUGUAACAACAGUCACAGGCUUACCAAGUUCCUCUAUGUUCUUCGUGGUCUUCUAAGAGCUUCACUAUCAGCCUGUAUCAUCACAAUGCCAACACAUCUGAUCCAGAAUAAAGCAAUUAUUACUCGUGUGAGAAAUUUGUCAGAUACAGUAGUUGGUCUGGAAUCUUUUAUUGGUUCAGAGAAAGAAACCAACCCAUUAUAUAAGGAUUAUCAUGGUUUGAUCCAUAUAUGGAAGAUUCCUCGGCUUAAUAACUUGACUUGUGAUGAAUCGGAUGUCAAAGACUUAGCUUUUAAGUUAAAACGGAAGCUGUUCACCAUUGAGCGACUGCAUUUGCCUCCAGACUUGUCAGACACAGUGAGUCGCUCAAGCAAACAGGAUCUGGCAGAAUCCGCCAAGCUGCUGGGCCCAGGCUGUGGCAUGAUGGCCGGAGGCAGGAAGCACCUGGACUUCUAGGGAAUCCUCCUUAGUAACUGCAUGUGGAAUUAUCUGACACCCUAAUUAUGACUGCAAAUAGCUUAUGUAAAUAUUUUUCUUAAUGAUUUGACCCUCCAAUCUUUGAAAAACACAGGAUUACAAAAUGGAGCCAUCAUUCUUCAGUUUAGUUUGUUUCAUUGUUUGUUUUUUUCCUCCAACUUUUGUACAAAAAUAAUAAAAUACCAUCAUUUGACAUUUA
Molecule: messenger RNA, 1503 nt
Organism: Phodopus roborovskii (desert hamster)
Lineage: Eukaryota; Metazoa; Chordata; Mammalia; Rodentia; Cricetidae
Gene: Elp4
Product: elongator acetyltransferase complex subunit 4
Exons: 10
Coding region: 15-1283 (422 amino acids)
Biological process (GO): tRNA wobble uridine modification
Cellular component (GO): transcription elongation factor complex; cytoplasm; elongator holoenzyme complex
Source: RefSeq, a predicted model, not a curated record